AUGUCAGGAAUCAUUGCUCCUAGAAACCCAAACAUGCCUCCAUAUCAAAAGAGUCCUAUCCAAUUAGGUGGUUAUACAAUUUGUUCUAAAGAAAUCCAUAUAGGAUUUGACUCAAUUACAAAACAAAUUGAACGGAAACUUGUAAGGCGAGGAUUUCAAUUUAAUAUUAUCUGUGUUGGCCAAACAGGACUUGGAAAAUCUACACUAAUAAACACAUUAUUUUCUGCACAUUUGGUUGACAGUAAAGGGCGUUUAAACGCAGAAGAGCCAAUCCGUCAAACAACAGAAAUUCACACAGUUUCUCAUAUUUUGGAAGAAAAUGGGAUCCAUUUAAAACUAAAUAUUGUAGACACACCGGGAUAUGGAGAUCUUGUCAACAAUGAUCGAUGUUGGGAUCCCAUUAUCAAAUAUAUUAAAGAUCAGCAUUCUUCUUACUUAAAAAAAGAACUUACAGCGCAAAGAGACCGACAUAUUCAAGACACACGUAUUCAUUGUUGUUUAUUUUUUAUCCAGCCAUCAGGCCAUUCCCUUAAACCAAUUGAUAUUGUAAUGCUUAAGAAGCUUACAAAUGUAGUUAAUGUGGUACCUGUUAUUGCAAAAUCAGACGCUUUAACAGUAGACGAGCGCAUAGCAUUCAAAAAAAGAAUCCGUGAAGAACUUGGUUUCCAUGGGAUUCGAACAUACCCAUAUGAUAGCGAAGAAUCAAGUGAUGAAGAAAGGGCUUUAAAUUCACAGAUUAAAAACAUUAUUCCAUUUUGCAUUGUUGGAUCUGAAAAAACAAUUACCGUUGACGGAAAGGUUGUUCGUGGACGCCAAAAUAAAUGGGGAGUUAUCAACAUUGAAAAUGAAAAUCACUGUGAAUUCAUAUAUUUGAGAAAUUUCUUGACGCGUACACAUCUACAAGAUUUGAUUGAGACAACAGCACAAAUCCAUUAUGAAAACUUCCGCAGUCGCCAACUGCUCGCACUUAAAGAGUCAUCUGCAAUGGGUUCUGGACCUCGGCCCAUUACCCGAGGUUCCAUGGGCGAUAAUAUGUCAUAG
Molecule: messenger RNA, 1041 nt
Organism: Pneumocystis jirovecii RU7
Lineage: Eukaryota; Fungi; Ascomycota; Pneumocystomycetes; Pneumocystales; Pneumocystaceae
Product: septin CDC10
Exons: 9
Coding region: 1-1041 (346 amino acids)
Biological process (GO): cytoskeleton-dependent cytokinesis
Cellular component (GO): cell division site; microtubule cytoskeleton; septin ring
Molecular function (GO): GTPase activity; GTP binding; molecular adaptor activity
Source: RefSeq, a predicted model, not a curated record